Aspergillus oryzae RIB40 is the source of this 405-nucleotide messenger RNA. RefSeq lists its product as uncharacterized. Bases 1 to 405 code for a protein of 134 amino acids. The transcript has 3 exons. NCBI's taxonomy places the organism in Eukaryota, Fungi, Ascomycota, Eurotiomycetes, Eurotiales, Aspergillaceae. The record is from RefSeq and is a predicted model, not a curated record. Gene Ontology annotation, cellular component: membrane.
AUGGGUUCUAUCAUUCCAUUUCUCAAGGAGGGUCAACUACGGUUUUUUCUCCUCUCUAAUCGGGUAAUCCAGUGGAUCAGUUCGGUCAUUGUCCUUGGAAUCACAUCCUAUUUCAUCAAAACAGGCCCUCGCGGGCUAACAAUCGUUUACCUAGAGGUUGUUGCUGUGGUCUCCGUGGUAGUGUUCCUAACGGCAUUUGUGUCUCCAUUCCUAAGCACACCAGUGCCCUUUUCGUAUGCUCAAGACCAUGAAGUAUUAACGAAAUAUCUUAGAUGGCUGGCAGGGUUCAUCUUUGCUGCUGUUGAUUACAACCAGAACAACUGCCAUGCAAAUGCCCCGCCGGGCGUUGUAUGCUCAGUGAAGUGGGCCAACGAAGCUUUCAUCUUUUUAACCUUGUAUGUAUAG